AUGGCAACUUCUGAGGCUCAAGAGGCAAUAGCUCGAGAGCGGAUAGUGAAGCACAUGAAUGGGGACCACCAGGACUCGAUUCGUCGCUAUAUCGAACAUGCCUCAGGAAUUUCCUCAUAUCAACUUCGGGGCGAUACCCAAAUGGCCAACAUUGCCCUCGACAAGAUGGAUCUAACCUUUGGCGAUACCCAGAUUGCCGUUCCAUUUGAUCCGCCCCUUAAGUCUCUCCGCGAAGCCCGCGAGCGUCUCAUUCAAAUGGACCAAAGCGCCCUCAAAGCCCUAGGCCGCAGCCAAAUUAGUGUAACAAGAUACAUUCCGCCACAUGUACACUUUUUCCAUUUGGUCAAUUUUAGUGUAUGUAUUUUGACCUAUGCUGCCUUCUGCCGGCCCUCCAAUUUCAAACCGGAUUCGCUUCUUUACGACCACCUACUGUAUAAGACCCCGGCGUUUGCUGCCUUCUGCUUAACGAUCCAGCCAAUCUUGCUCACCAUCAUGGCGGCAAUUCAUAUGGUCGAGGCUGGAUUGAUGGUUAAGAAAAUGGAGAAGCAUUCUGUGCUGCCAUUCUCGGGCGUUUGGUGGUGUUGGGUGUGUAGCUGCUUUGUGGAAGGUGUCACGAGUUUCAAAAGGUUGGAUGAGCUGGUUGACAACAGGAAGAAGGAGAAAGAGGCCAAAAGCCAUUGA
This is a messenger RNA of Lindgomyces ingoldianus, 681 nucleotides long. Its product is annotated as integral membrane protein-like protein. The record is from RefSeq and is a predicted model, not a curated record. Bases 1 to 681 code for a protein of 226 amino acids. NCBI's taxonomy places the organism in Eukaryota, Fungi, Ascomycota, Dothideomycetes, Pleosporales, Lindgomycetaceae. The transcript is spliced from 2 exons.